This is a messenger RNA of Paralichthys olivaceus (Japanese flounder), 3959 nucleotides long. RefSeq names its product beta-1,3-glucuronyltransferase 2 (glucuronosyltransferase S) (gene b3gat2). Gene Ontology annotation, cellular component: Golgi membrane. Gene Ontology annotation, molecular function: galactosylgalactosylxylosylprotein 3-beta-glucuronosyltransferase activity. Gene Ontology annotation, biological process: chondroitin sulfate proteoglycan biosynthetic process; carbohydrate metabolic process. Lineage: Eukaryota; Metazoa; Chordata; Actinopteri; Pleuronectiformes; Paralichthyidae. The record is from RefSeq and is a predicted model, not a curated record.
UCGGCGGGUUCUCACCGCUCGCUGCACGGAGGGCAGCCCCGGCUGGAUAAGUCUCCUCGGGAAACACUCGCGAGCUAAAUGACGAGGGAACAUGGGGAUUUUAGUGAGGUUGCGUGAGAGUGAGCCGGAGGACGAGUGAGCUCAAGUCCCAUCCGAGAGAAGAGGAGGAGGAGGAGGAGGACUACGGGGAAACGGUCCCGUUGGGACGGGGACGCAGCGGAAGGUUUUGUGCCUCACAGAGUUUGAAAUGGUGUCCGGGUGCUGCUCCGUGUUGUUUGGUUGUGCAGAAUAACAUCGGCGGGUUUUCAGGACGCGGUUGAUGGAGUUGGUCGCUCGGUUCUGAUCUGUUUGUGAUGGAGUGAGUGAGAGAGAGGGCGCACGGGAACUUCAGCCUCGCCAUGAAAUCAGUGCUCUUCAGCCGCUUCUUCAUCCUGCUGCCCUGGGUGCUCAUCGUCAUCAUCAUGAUCGAUAUCGACAGUAAAAGGACGAUCCGGGCUCCUGCGGCCGGUCGGACCGGCAGGGCGCCGCGGGCGGCCCGGACCGGCGCGCCGGGGGUUGGCGUCACCCAGAACCAGACUGCGCUGCCGGUCAUCUACGCCAUCACUCCGACUUACACCCGUCCGGUGCAGAAAGCGGAGCUGACCCGGCUGGCGCACGCCUUCCGCCAGGUGCCCCGGUUCCACUGGAUCGUGGUGGAGGACUCCACGGCGCGCACGGAGCUGGUGGCGCGCUUCCUGGCUCGGUGCGGGGUGCAGUUCACGCACCUGCAUGUGUUCACUCCCCGCAGGUUCAAGCGCGCCGGGAUGCCACGCGCCACCGAACAGAGGAAUGUGGCUCUCGCGUGGCUCCGGCAGCACCGGAGCCGGCGGGACUCCGGGGUGGUGUUCUUCGCGGAUGACGACAACACGUACAGCCUGGAGCUGUUUGAAGAGAUGCGAAGCACUCGAGGUGUGUCCGUUUGGCCUGUGGGAUUUGUUGGUGGCAGGGCUUACGAGCGACCCCUGGUGUCUGGGGGCAAAGUGGUGGGCUGGUACACGGGCUGGAGACCGGACAGACCCUUCGCUACAGACAUGGCAGGUUUUGCAGUGAACCUCCAGGUGAUCCUGGUGAACCCGCGGGCGAUGUUCAAGCGGCGUGGUUCCCAGCCCGGGAUGCAGGAGUCCGACUUCCUCAAGCAGAUCACCAAGGUCACUGAGUUGGAGCCCAAGGCCAACAACUGCACCAGGGUGCUGGUUUGGCACACACGCACAGAGAAACCGCACCUCGCAAAUGAGCCCAAACAUCGAAAGGACACUGUGGUCAUUGAGGUGUGAGAGGACGGAGCUGAGCACAGGAUCCACGAGCCAGAGCUGUUUGUGGCUGCCCGUUAUCUCUUGGCUGGAAAUAAAGACAGCACCCUGCUUUGUCUCCUUAUCGGGUUCAUACGAUCCGUUCACGACGGACACAGACACAGACCCGGAGGAGCUGCAUGACUCAAGACUUCUGGCUGUCUGUCAAACGUACUUUGUGAGAACUGGAGACCACUGAACCAGUUCCUUUUACAAACUGGGAUGACUUGGAUUGUUGAUUUUCUCCAUGUAUGGCUUGCUGAUGAAAAGAAAACACUGACAUGAAAAUCUGUUUGAGUCAUGAAUACCUCAUUGUCAAGUUAACUGUUUUACUGUGAUGUAGUUUCCAUAAACAAGGCUUGUGGUCCUGCAUCUAUUUUAUGACAGUGGUAAUGUUAUGCUGAUGUUUGUCAUAGUUAACGGAGGGUUCCGCAUUAAGGGAAAUACUGGAGCUUGCUGUCUCUCUUAAAGCGACAUGAAAAGAUUACAAGUGGUUACCUUAAAGCUAGGUUAGCAAAAAAGACAGGAAGCAGUGGAAACAGGAACGCUGCUCCACUCUUGAGGUAAAACACUACAAAAAAGUUCCUACUAACAGUUACUCACAGUUAGGGCCGGGCGAUAUGACUUCAAUCAAUAUCACCAUUAUUUCUAACUUAUACCUUGAUUAUGAUUAAUGACGCAUUACGUCUUAAGUUGUGUGUGGCAUUUGAACUGCGUUCCCAGUAGAAAGUUUGAAAACUCUUUGGCUGGGUUUUAGUCUGGACGAGUACAAACUGAUUGCUGAUUGGGUCUUUUGGGUCAUUCCUCAUCAUUUUGCCGAUUUGUCAGGCUCUUACCACAUGACCCCCUUCUGACAGAAAACAACCAGCACCUGCCUCGGCUACCGGUGCCGAACAUGAUCGACUGCUAUCUUUGCUGACCCUGUUGUCUUUGCUAACAGCUGUUGUGCAGCUAAAUUUUGCAUUUUAAAAUGAUGCAACAGCUUAUGUGCAUUGGAGUAAAGCAAUGCCCAAGCCUAGUGUGCGUAUGAGUGAGUAAACUCAUGUGGACAGGGAACAUUCUCAUUCUGAUUUUCUUUUUCAAAUUUUCAAACAAAAACUUAGUGGUAUGGAUGUAACCUAAGAUAAGAUAAUACCACUUCCUGUUUGCAGCUGUCACUGUUUUUUCUUUCCAUUCCCAGUUGAAGGAUAGUGAGCGUGUUUGCAAAAGUAUUAACUAUUACACUCCGCAUAACACCACCACGCCUCUCUUACUGAGCCAUUUUUCUUUUUUACAUCAGCUUUUCAUUCUUUUCAUCACCUGCCAAAAGUUUUAGCUCCAUUCGCUCUGGAAGGAAACACCACCACCAUCUCCAUGUGUGUAAAACACUAACAGAACCAGCUCUGGUCUUCUUGUUGACAUUAAUUACAUGUCUCAAACGUAAUGUGGUAAUGAUUUAUUGAUGCUACAACAUUCUCCUUUAAAUCACCCUGAACUGAUCAUAUAUAAUGAACUUUAGCAACCCUUGCCCUCCUCUCAUCCUGUUUACAUGCACAGGGUGUGAUCGGGUUUGGAAAUGGCACAUGUGACGUAACAAGAAACACCGCUACUGACAACCUGCCAUCCAUAAUGUAGAAUCUCUGGGCCGACAACAAAGAAAACUGGCCUCACAGGAAAACCUCGGCAGAAGAAUAAAGAGGAAUAACCUGAGUAUAUUGGAUGUAAACAGCUCAUCAGACGUGCUUCUGGUUUCACAGCUCAAAUGUGCAAGGCACCAUUUCUUCGGUGUGUUUUACCAGCAGUGUUGCCUUAAAGCUGGAGCGCAGGACUUUGAACGUCUGUCACAUUCAAGCACUUCGACAAAACAGUUCACACAGAGCUGAUGAAGUCUGUCAGGACCAGGAAGAUCUCUCUGGGCAACGUUGCCAAACUGUGCAUCGGCUGGGAUGUCUUUUGCAUGAACCGGGGAGCAAUGGAGAGGCAGUUGGCUGCAGCAACUAUGGAAGAACAACGCAAGGCAGCUUCCAAGAAAAGUUUCUCAUGCUCUACAUAGACAGGAGAGACGGCGUUCAGAGGAAGGAUUGGACUAAAAAAGACAGUGAUGGACAGUGAGGACAAUCAUGGAUUUAUACGUGGUGUGGCCGUCCUUGUUGUAGUGGCUGACUCAAGCUUUCAAAGCUCUUGGAUAGGUUAGCAUUAGUAAACUAUUUGGAGUAGGGUAGGUAGCUAUUAUUUACACUGAAUUAUUGUCUUGGAACUAUGGUCAUUUCUGUGUUCGACAGUGUCUGUGUCACUGCCAGAAGGGGGAGACUAAAGUUCCGCACUGCAGGUUUAAGUUUAGAGGAGACCGAACACGUCUUUGGAUCUCAUGUACACACAGGAAAGAAAAACAGGAUGAAUCCAGGAUUCUACAGCCUUUAUUCCAAAUGACCCUCUUGUAAAACUUGGAACAGAAGUACAGGAGCAAACAAAAUCCCCCAAAAGAUAAAACAGUACUUUUACAGUAAAGAGUCAUUGGACAAAGACGAACACAGAAAAAACAUUUCUUGCUAUUUAUUGUUUCAAUGCACGGAAACCACUUUUUUUUUCUUCUGUACUAGGCACCAGAAAAUGUAAACACAUUGGAAAUAAACCUGGAGGACAUUAGUUUUA